This is a messenger RNA of Erinaceus europaeus (western European hedgehog), 1990 nucleotides long. Its product is annotated as saoe class I histocompatibility antigen, A alpha chain-like. Gene Ontology annotation, biological process: positive regulation of T cell mediated cytotoxicity; immune response; antigen processing and presentation of endogenous peptide antigen via MHC class Ib. The record is from RefSeq and is a predicted model, not a curated record. NCBI's taxonomy places the organism in Eukaryota, Metazoa, Chordata, Mammalia, Eulipotyphla, Erinaceidae. The transcript has 6 exons. Gene Ontology annotation, molecular function: signaling receptor binding; peptide antigen binding. Gene Ontology annotation, cellular component: external side of plasma membrane. Bases 704 to 1705 code for a protein of 333 amino acids.
ACUGAGAACGAACUAGAGCAUAAUUCUGUGUGAUACAGGGUUUGAACUCAGGAUCUUAUGCUUGCAAGUCUGGCACUCUGGCCAGUGGACCCACACCUUGGUUACAACACCCAGGUUUAGAGAGAAAAAAGAAAAAUGAAUGUAGCAUAACAGUAAAAAAAAUCUGUCCUUUUGUCUCUAUUCUCAGAUCAAAUACACUCUCUAGCAUCAAGUUUCCUGGGAGUAAGUUUUUUUUUUUUUCUAGGAGAUCCCAGGAAGAUGCAAAGGAAGGGUUAGAAUCGGGCCGUCAUUUAUAAAGAGGAUUCCUGUCAGAGGAAAAGGGAGUGAAUCUAGUCUGUGCUCCUGCUUUCCUCUGAGAGCUUCUGAGCCAGGACUCAGGGAGACAGAGAGCUUGGUGCAGAAAGAGAGAGGUCAGGGGAAACUCUCAGGUCCCUAACAGGGCUCUCAGGGAGCAGGUCCGUCUCUGGAGCAGGGAAGCUCAGUAUUGAGGAGUCCCCACUGCUUGGCUUCUCUUUGCUCCCUCACACACCCCUGUCAGGUCCUCCUACCUAGAUACUCAUGACACAGCCCUACUUCUCACUCCCAGGACUGGCACCAGCUGUCAGGUUUCUCCAGAAGCCAAUCAGCACCAUGGGGUUCUAGAUUAUAGAAUCUUCAGGCACGGCUGGGACUCAGAUUCUCCUCUGAUAGUAGGACCCAGGUCAUGUUGAGCUCAAGCCUCUUCCUGCUGCUCUCAGGGGCCCUGACCCUGACUAAAACCUGGGCAGGCUCCCAUUCCUUGUGGCAUUUCAAAACCACUUUGUCAAUGUCUGGCGGCACGGAACCCCGCUUCAUCCUUGUUGGCUACGUGGACGACACACAGUUCAUGUGGUUUGACAGCAGUGCGGAGGAUCCAAGGAUGGAGCUGCGGGCACAGUGGAUGGAGAAGCUUGGGCCAUGGUAUCAGGCCUCUGAGACACGGUUGUACAAGUACCUGGCACAGGUUGCGGGAAGGCGCCUGAACACCUUGCGCAGCCAAUACAACCAGAGUGAGACAGGUUCUCACACCUACCAGUGGGUUUGUGCCUGCAAAGUGGGGCCCGAUGGACGCUUCCUCCGUGGGUACAGUCUGCAUGGCUACGACGGUGCAGAUUACAUCUCCCUGAAUGAAGACCUGCACUCUUGGACAGCGGCAGACCAAGUUGCUGAGAUCACUAAACACAAGUGGGAGACAACUGGUGAGGCAGAGUAUGUCAGAAACUACCUGGAAGGCAGGUGUGUGGAAUGGCUUCUCAGAUACCUGGAAUAUGGGAAGGAGACACUCCUGCAAGCAGGCCCUCCAAAGACACAUGUGACUCGAAAACUAUUCUCUGACAGUAAGGUUAGCCUGAAGUGCUGGGCCCUGGGCUUCUACCCUGCGGAGAUUACCCUGACCUGGCAGUGUGAUGAGGAGGACCUCACUCAGUACAUGAAGCUUGUAGAGACCAGACCUGGGGGAGAUGGAACCUUCCAGAAGUGGGCAGCUGUGGUGGUGCCUUCUGGAGAGGAGCAGAGAUACACUUGCCAUGUGCAGCACAUGGGGCUGCCUGAACCCCUCACCCUGAGAUGGGGUGUGCCUCAGCCCACUACCCCCAAUACAGGCCUCACUAUUGGUCUGGUUCUCCUUGGAGUUGUGGUUACUGGAGCUCUGAUAGCUGGAACUGUGAUCUGGCAGAAGAAGAGAUAAGAUGGAAAAAGCAGAAGGUUUGGACAAGAAAACCAAACAAACAAACAAACCUAUUCUGAGUUGCUUUUACAGUAGGACAUCCCUGCUCACUGCAGUGCCUGAACAUUUGGUUAAGACCUGACCUGAAAUAGGACUCCACCAUGGGUUAUGCACUUUCUCCUGCUCUCAUAGCCCACUGUCCCAUGCAUUUGAACAAAAGACUAACCUUUUCCUGCUUAUUGCACCAUUGUCCUCUUACCCCACUUCCCAUUUAUGGAAUUGUGAAUAAAAAAUCUUGUGAUUUUA